AGUCAGCACUCCGACAACUUAUCGAAAAUGACUUCCGUCGCUUUACUGGUGAUAAUCUACAUUUCCAUUGUGAUUUUCGGGCGCUGUCAAGUGGACGGACGACGUCCACCAAAGAAACCGACCUUCUACGACUACGAUGAUGAAUCGGACAUGUUUGAAAAGAUGACGGACCAGGACUAUGAGGUCCAGUCGAACUGUCGCAAAGGCCAAGAUGUGGACGCCAUGGACGAGGUACUGGACACCAGUGACUUGGAUUUGAACCCAGAUUACCGCAUGGGCAAGAAUAUGGCACGUUCACAGCGCAAGUCGCACCACAAGUUUCCCGAUUCGUGGGCCAUGUUGGUCAAGGAGGGAAAGGAGGAAAUGCAGCUGGAGAAAGUGAAGCGAGGCACCCACUUGGGUGCCGACUGCCACACGAUCGACGAGGGGGACGAGGAGCAGCACUAAAAUACACUCCGCAUUGACCACUUAAAUUCCAAUUUUAUAUUUUUAUUCCAAUUUUUAUAUUUGUUAUUCAUGUUUUAUUCGUCGUUCACAGAAAUAC
Molecule: messenger RNA, 544 nt
Organism: Drosophila melanogaster (fruit fly)
Lineage: Eukaryota; Metazoa; Arthropoda; Insecta; Diptera; Drosophilidae
Exons: 1
Coding region: 28-447 (139 amino acids)
Source: RefSeq, marked reviewed